Molecule: messenger RNA, 810 nt
Organism: Cylindrotheca closterium
Lineage: Eukaryota; Bacillariophyta; Bacillariophyceae; Bacillariales; Bacillariaceae
Source: the annotation of a GenBank genome assembly
AUGUCAACUGCCUUUGGGAAUACUCGAUCUUGUGCUCCCAGCAGCGAUCACCAUUCAGCAAAUAGUAGCUUCGAAUACACAGAGAAUAUGCGGCCUCCUACCACUGUCAAUGCAUCUCGCAAUGUCCCAAGAUUACAAAGAGACCAAGCGAAAAAACAUGGUCCUGAUCAAUCAUUUGACGCUAUCAGCCGUUUGUCUCGCCGUCAGACGCCACCCCAAUCAUACUUCAAGCAAGUAAAGGGCCCUUUCGAUUCAAAUAACGACAAAAUCAGCCAAUCGGUUCGAGAUGCCUUUAUUCCUCCACGACACAAUUUUGUCAACAAGAAGAACUCGCAAAAAAACAGAUUAAAGGAAAAUGGUACUAUAACUCCCUCUAAUAUCGUAUUUGAGCUUGGUCAAAACGAUAUUGUAUGCGGGCGCGGUGCCCCGUCUAACCUGCAUGAAGGAAACCAAAUGUUUCGGGAGUUGGCGGAAGAGCACCAAGCAUCCUAUCUUUGUUCCAAGCGUGCUGAUAAGCCGAAAAUUGCUAUGCUGGUUAUGGAAGAAGUUCAAGCUCGCGGGGGGCGCUUUGUCCGCCGAGUCAAGACGACAACAAAUGGCCGAUCUUUUGGGUGGGAAGAACUGGAAGAAAAGCGAUCAUACGAAAAAGUGUGUCAAGUACUUCGGGAAGGAGCUCCUGAGAUUCGUCGGAAGAUGUUGUCGUGCAGCAAACUUCGAGAAAAGACGCAUCAGAACGACCAGGCGUCAUCAGAGCGACUACUCCCGGUUUUCCAAGGAAGCUACUCUUGUCGUUACGACUUUUAUCAAUAG